AUGGAUGACAACCAGGACCUCCCAGCCAUCGAAAGAAACAGGGACCUCCACAUAUGGAUCCUGGAGAACCGGAGGCUGAUGCCAGUCCCCGAGAAGGCUUACGGAAACUUCUUCGAGGGACACUGCUACGUCGUGCUCCACGUCCCUCAGAACCCCAAGGCCAAGCCGGAGGCGCCCAGCAACCUGCACUACUGGGUUGGGAAGAUGGCAACAGCAGAGGCACAGAGCGCUGUGGGUGUCUUCAUGCAGCGCCUGCAAGAGUCGCUGGGGUGCCCGGCCGUGCAGCACCGGGAGGCACAGGGCCACGAAUCCGCCUGCUUCUGCAGCUACUUCCGCCCGGGAGUCAUCUACAGGAAGGGAAGCCUGCCCUCCGACCACAGGCACAUAGAGACCAACGCCUACAACAUCCAGCGACUGCUGCACAUCAGGGGCAGGAAACACGUCUCUGCCACCGAGGUGGAGCUCUCCUGGGACAGCUUUAACAAGGGGGACAUCUUCCUGUUGGACCUGGGCAAGCUGAUGAUCCAGUGGAACGGACCCAAGGCCAGCAGCUCCGAGAAGUCUCGGGCGCUGGCCCUGACCCACAGUCUCCGGGACAGGGAGCGUGGGGGCCGUGCACAGAUCGGAGUGGUGGAGGACGAGGCGCAAGCCAGCGACCUCAUGCAGGUCAUGGAGGCUGUGCUGGGCCGCAGAGCGGGCAGCCUGCAAGCAGCAGUGCGCCCUGCGAGGCGGGAGCAGCGACAGACAGCCAACGUCCGCCUCUACCACGUGUACGAGAAGGGUGAUGACCUGGUGAUCCAGGAGGUGGCCACGCAGCCGCUGACCCAGGACCUGCUGAGAGAGGAGAACUGCUACAUCCUGGACCAGGCUGGCUCCAAGGUCUACGUGUGGCAGGGACGCACGUGCGGUGUCCAGGAGAGAAAGGCCGCCUUCGGCCGGGCACUGGGCUUCAUCCAGGCCAAGGGCUACCCGCCGCACACCAACGUGGAGGUGCUGAGCGACGGGGCCGAGUCGGACGCCUUCAGACAACUCUUCCGGACGUGGGCGGCCAAGCCUGGAGGGAGCCGGAGGCUGGGCGCCAAGGGUGCGGUGACCCAGGCAAAGCUGGACGUGGGCAGGCUAUACAGCCAACCUGAGCUAGCUGCGCAGCUCAGGAUGGUGGACGACGGCUCCGGGAAGGUGGAGGUAUGGCGCAUCCAGGACCUACACAGGCAGCCUGUGAACCCCAAGCGUCACAGCUGGCUGUAUGCGGGCAGCUGCUACCUCAUCCUUUACACCUACCAGAGGUCGGGUGUGGUCCAGUACAUCUUGUACCUGUGGCAGGGAAAGCAGGCCACCACAGCUGAGAUUCAGGCCCUGAACCACAGCGCCGAGGAAUUGGACCUGGCCUACCGCGGAGCCCUGGUGCUGCAGUACAUCACCAUGGGCAAUGAGCCGCCCCACCUCCUCGCCAUCUUCCAGGGCCAGCUGGUGGUCUUCCAGGGGAGUGCCGGGGGACCCAGUGGGAAGGAGCAGCCAGCCUCCGGCACCACCAGGCUCUUCCACAUACAAGGCACUGACAGCCAUAACACCAGGACCAUGGAGGUGUCAGCCAGGGCCUCGUCCCUCCAUUCCAGUGACAUCUUCUUGCUGCUGACAGACAGAGUGUGCUACCUCUGGUUUGGGAAGGGCUGCAGCGGUGACCAGCGCGAGAUGGCGCGCACGGUGGUGCCAGUCAUCUCCCAGAAGGGCGAGGAAACGAUGCUGGAGGGCCAGGAGCCCCCACUCUUCUGGGAGGCCCUGGGUGGCCGGGCCCCCUACCCCAACCACAAGAGGCUCCCCGAGGAGGUGACUGGCUUCCAGCCACGACUGUUUGAGUGCUGCAGCCCAUCAGGGCGCCUGGUCCUCUCAGAGGUGGCAUUCUUCAGCCAGGAGGACCUGGGCAAGCAUGACAUCUUGUUGCUGGACACCUGGCAGGAGAUCUUCCUGUGGCUCGGGGAAGCUGCAGGGCAGCGGAAGGCAGAGGCAUUGGUGGCCUGGGGCCGCGAGUACCUGAAGAACCACCCAGCCGGGAGGAGUCUGGCCACGCCCAUCCUGCUGGUCAAGCAAGGCCAUGAGCCUCCCACCUUUGCUGGAUGGUUCCCCUCUUGGGAUCCCUACAAAUGGACUGUGAGUGAGGCACAACCCCCCUUCCAGUUCUCCGGGGAUGUGGUGGAUGGCAGCCCAGGCUCAGCACCUGCCAGCUCUGAUGUUGCAACGGAAGUCAGUAGCUUCCAGCUAACCAGCCAGGCGGGGUCAGGGACCAGCAGGAGGGGUCGUCUGGCUCCGCAGAUCCUCAAGAGCUCCCAGGACCGCCCAGAGAAAGAACCCGGGCUGGGAUCCAGGGCAGGUGGUGGCAGCACUGGCCCCAGCUCUCUGAUCAAUGGGACCCUGCCCCGUGAGCAGUUGAUGCACCGGACAGUUGAGAACCUGCCGGAGGGCGUGGACCCCACUCGCAAGGAGUUCUACCUGUCAGAUUCAGACUUCCAAGAUGUCUUUGGGAAAUCCAAGCAGGAGUUCUACAGCAUGGCCAAAUGGAAGCAGCAGCAGGAGAAAAAGCGGCUGGGUUUCUUCUGAACCCCUGCCCAGCCUGAGUCCCCAACACCCCCGAGCCCCUGGGCCCUCUCCCCAGUCAGUAAAAGCUGGG
Messenger RNA from Ochotona curzoniae (black-lipped pika), 2665 nucleotides. It is a transcript of the gene VILL, whose product is annotated as villin like. The transcript is spliced from 19 exons. The record is from RefSeq and is a predicted model, not a curated record. Gene Ontology annotation, cellular component: actin cytoskeleton; cytoplasm. Gene Ontology annotation, molecular function: actin filament binding; phosphatidylinositol-4,5-bisphosphate binding. Bases 1 to 2595 code for a protein of 864 amino acids. Gene Ontology annotation, biological process: actin filament severing; barbed-end actin filament capping; actin polymerization or depolymerization. Lineage: Eukaryota; Metazoa; Chordata; Mammalia; Lagomorpha; Ochotonidae.